This is a messenger RNA of Lingula anatina, 1503 nucleotides long. Its product is annotated as hippocalcin-like protein 1 pseudogene. The record is from RefSeq and is a predicted model, not a curated record. Lineage: Eukaryota; Metazoa; Brachiopoda; Lingulata; Lingulida; Lingulidae.
AGGAAUUCAUCUUUAGAAGACUUGGGUUAAGAGGAGAGAACGGAAUAGAAGAGUUGUGAGUAUUUGGACAUCGUUUUGGCCUUAAAUGAAACCGUGGUGCGACCUAUGCCAUAUUGACCAUGAGGAGUAUGCGUAACAAAGGCUGUGCUUUAUGCGUAAACCCUUCGUCUGCAGUGAAGUGCCAUGUGUAAUAACUGACCUGUGGUGCGGCGCUGAGUUGAAUGGGAGAAAGGACGUACAUGAUACCAACGGACGACCAAGGACAAAAUAUUUCAAUCUUACAUGUAACUCGACAAAAUGGGCAACUCGAGAUCUAAGAACAGAAUCUCCAAAGAAGAUUUACUCUACUUGGCCAAACACACACAGUAUGACAAGAAACAAAUCAAGCAACUGCACAAGAGUUUCUGGGAGGAAAAUCCAUCUGGGACAUUGAGUCGGGGAAAACUGAUGCACAUUUUCUCGUGCAUCAAUCCGACGAUCGACACAAGGAAAGCGGCGGAUUUCUACGAGCAUAUUUUCAGAGCUUUUGACGCCGAUAGAAGCGGGGACAUCAACUUCCGCGACUAUCUUCUCACCAUAAGUAUCACUUCUUCUGGAGACCUCCAGAAUAAGCUCAGCUGGACCUUUUCUAUGUGUGAUAUCGACGGAAACGGUAUGAUAGGCAAGAAAGAGAUUCUCCACAUUAUGAGAGCCGUCAGUAAAAUCAGUCGCAAAGAGGGCGAUAUUGAUUAUGUGACACCAGAAGAGUGCACUGACCAAAUAUUCAGCAAAAUGGACCUUGAUGACACCGGAGAUCUCACCAAAGAAGAGUUUAUUAAUGGAUGCCUGAAGGACGAGUUCCUGUGCCGUAUGUUGAAGGCCGACGUCAUGGGGCCUUGAUUUUCAAUCAUCUUCAGCCUGUCAGGAGGAUUAUUCCGUACAAUACUAGAUUAACUACCACGUCACAUUUACGGCGAUAUUGCUCAUACUUUGAAGCAGCCGUAGCAGCGCAUAAUAGGUAUCAUUAUUGCAUGAAUUAUCACGGUAGAGACAAGAUGUGCUAAAACUUUCUGGCACGUUAAAAUUACCAGCAGGGCCUUAUUUACAUAAAUUGAUGUGGCACACUCGACAUUUUCGAGACAUAUAUAUUUUACUACCAAAUUCAAGUUCAGCGAAAAACUGGCACAUUUAGCUUACAGUCAAUCAUUUGUAGCUGAAAAAAAAAGGUUUGUUCUUUUACUGUACAUCUUCCCGUUCACAUAAACAAAGUCCUUUCUACCACAAGCAAGCCAGGGUCGUUUCUGCCGUUAGCAAUUACUCACAAGAGCGCACGUCUUUCUGCACAGUCUCUUCUGUAGAAUUCUGUAUGCGAUUGAGCCUUCCUGUAUGCAAGACGUACGUAUACGUGACAUUUGCUUAAUUAUUCGAACACAAACAAGGAGAAAAUUACGGGUGCUCAGACGAUUCCUCUGAUAUCAAUCCAGAGAACGAUUUUUAUCAGAAAAAUAAGGCAUAUUGCAUAUC